UUGCCUCUGACAAAAUGAGCACAACAAUAAUGACAUUGAAAUGGCGGCAGAAAUACAAAAGCAGAAAAAGGCCAAAGAAACUGAAACAACGAACAAUUGCAACAAGCACUGCCCCAGCAACACCAAGAACACAUGCCACAAAAGAAACAACAACAACAACAGCAAAAGCAACACGAAGAACCAGCAGACUGAGAGAGACCAGAGAUCAGAGGGAGCGGAGCAAGAGGAGGAGGAUGCUGCAGCAGCAGCAGCAACAUCACAGAAAAUGGCUGCCAAAUGAACGACACAGAAACGUCGCAAAAAUGUUGCAAAUGCAGCAAACUGCAACAACAAAUCCCACACAAUGUCAAGCAAUUAAAGCGGCAGCAGCCUCGACAAUGGCUUCCAGCUGGAGCGUCAGCCAUUGUCAGUCACAGCAGAGACAGCUGCAGGAGCUGCAGCUGCAGCAGGACCAGCACCGGCACCAGCACCAGCACCAGCACCAGCACCAACGGCGACAUCCAUUUCCGGCGUCGGUACAGACGCUGCUUCUCUGCUUGGGCCUAUGCCUGGGAAUGGCAGCUGCUGCUGGCUCUGGCUCUGGCGCUGGCGCUGGAGGAGGAAUGGGGGCCGGGGCGGGAGCAGGGACAAGUCCUGGCAAACCUGCCAGUUUGCAAAUGGCGCCUGCUUCCGCCUCCAGCUCGGCGGCCGGCUGCUCCCUGGCGGAAUACAGCUGCUCCAAUGGACGCUGCGUGCCGCUGAGCAAGUACUGCAACAACCUCAACGACUGCGGCGAUGGCAGCGAUGAGCCACGCUUUUGCACACGCUGUAAUCGCACAUACUACGGAGAUAUAGGACAGACGUACUCCUUGGAGCUGCACCGACCCAAACAGGAUCGCGUGCCCUUUGUGUGUGUUCUCACGUUCACGGCGGCAGGUGGCCAACACGGCGACGUGGUGCAGGUCACCCUGGACAGCUUCACGAUUGGCAGGUUCACCUCCUACGUGCACGAGGGCUGCCCGGAUGGAUAUAUGCAGAUAGCGGAAUCGGCUCGCACCCCCAUCGGGGGCAUGUGGUGUGGCAGCUCCUGGGGGCCAGUGCUCUUCUACAGCGAGACGCGCUCCCUCAUCUUCACCAUCAAGCUGAACAGACUGGCGAGGGAUCAAAGCGGCUACAACUUCGACUUCCGCAUUCGAUACAAGGUUCUGUCGCGGGACAGUGCUGUCACCCGCUACGGAGGGAUUAAGCUGGCAGAGCUCGCCCAGUGGCACAACCGCAGCAGCUUCCUCAAUCAGCAGCAGCAGCAGCAGCAGCAGCUGCAUCAGCAACAGCAACAACAACAGCACCAGCAGGAUGGCGGUGUCUUAGAGGACUUUACCAACUCCAGCGGCGCCCGUUCGGAUCGGUAUGGACAGGACUUUAGCCUGUUCAGUGCGUAUGUGAACAACAAGACCUUCAUGGCAUCCCUGGAAAAGUCGCUGGCCAAGGACGAGCAGAACUACACCGAGCCCAAGUACUAUCUGGGGGAUCUCAUUCCGGGCACUUACUGCUCGAGGAUCUUCAGUGACUGCGACAAGAAGUCCUGUCGCCUGCAGUCGCCCAACUACCCAGGCAUCUAUCCCCGGAAUCUGACCUGCUACUAUGCCGUGCGCCAGCACGACGUGCCCCAUGGCAAACACGCUCUGAUUCUAGUCAAACAGCCCAAGGGCAAUCUGGUGUGGAUCUCUACCCAGGAAACGGCGGCGGCCAACAAAAUGGCGCCACCGCCCAGCGCCAGUGACAAGGACAAGAAGUUUGAGCCGAGGCUGAAAACAUGGAACGACUGCGAUUACAUUCAGGAAAGUGUUAAGCCCAGAUGGAAAUCGACGGACUACGUGACCGUCUACGAUGGCUACACCACACGUGACCCCAUCAUAUUGAAGUUCUGCGGCGGAGGUCAGGCGGUGCCGGCGGCCGUUUCCAGCGGCCCGGAAUUGUUGGUCGAGUUCAGCACGUCCCCGUUUGGCACCUUUACGGGCACCUCAUCGCAGGUGCUGCCACUCUACGGAUUCCAACUGGAGGUCGAAGUUCAGUUCGUGGACAUCCAGAGCCCCACGUACUCGAAGAACAAGAAACCCUGCGAGUUCUGGAUCCGCGGCGCUGGUCGCGGCAUCCUCGAGAACCCGAAGCACUCGCUGGCCCCCAAUUCCACGUGCCUGUACCACCUCCAGGGCAUGGGCGUCUUCAAGACCUUCGACCACCUGAGCCUGUCGCGUCGCAUCAACAGUCAGUCGGGUAUGCACCAGCCCCUGUCGCGCUUCAAGGUCUGGAUAUCUGUGCUGAAGUUCAAUCUGGACCCGGAGUUUGGUCAAAUGGAUGAGACAUCCGUGGGUGCCAUUGGCGUGCUGCAGACCCAGGAGGACUGCAGCGGAAUGCUGCGCAUCUGGGAUGGCACACUCAGAGAUCCGCCCGUAUGCAAGGACCUCAACUGCGUUACGGAAACCAAUAGCUACAACACUGUCGGGCAUUACGCCCACAAUUCCACCAAUGUGAUUGCCCGAUUCUGUCGUGGCACGAUUCCGCGCACCUGCGACCGCUCCAACAUCAACGAGACCUAUGCCAGACCCUGCACCAUCUCCGAGAGCUACGUUUCCAGCAACGAUGCCAUCACCCUGGAGCUGCGCAACACCGAAUCCACAGUGUUGAGACCACUGGACUUCAAGCUAAAGUACGAGUUCAUUGACCUGCACCAGGACGGACUGCCAUGGGGCGGCGGGGAGCACGACUGCAACAGGAAGUUUCUCAGCAGCAUGAUGGACCGCAAGGACCCAGCGAUCUUCCGCAGUGUCCGCAACAUCUUCCUGUUUGGCAGGGGCGGCACUCGCCACCUGAAGUGCAUCUACAAGUUCGAGGCGCAGCGCGGCGAGAGGGUGCGUAUCAAGCUGCGGAAGGUGACGACCACCAAUCGGAACUGCUACUCGCGGCUGGACGAGGACAUCAAUCGAUCCUUCUGCUACGGAGACACCAAUGUCAGGAUUGAGAUCUUUGAGCGACCCUAUCACGACUCGAUUCUGCUGCAUCGUGGCUGUGUCUGCAACUCCUCGAAUCAGUCCCACCUGCCCGUGGAAUACACAUCGACUGGACGCGAUGUGGAGGUCCACUUCGUUGCCCAGAACAUGACCACACUGGACGACCCGGACACGGUGAACUUUGAGGGAAUGUUUGAGUUUGUGAAGGCCCCUACAAGCUGCAAGGAUGGACGGCGCAAGUUCGGCCCCAGUGGCACCAUAGACAUGACCUUUGGCGAUGUUGAAUGCCGCUCCAGACCCUGGCUGAUUGAGCCCUCGAAUGGCAACAAAUUCCUGUAUGUGCGCCUCAAGGCCAUCUUCCUCAGCAAAUACAACCCCACAAAGACCCUGAACUCGACCUACCUGCAGACGGACACCUGGCGCUGUGAGACCAAGUCGAGGGCUGUGCUAACUACAUCCGAAGGUCUGACCAUUGUGGCCUGUCCGCUCAGCCCCGACUCGAACGGCUAUGAGUUUGUGGAGAUUUACAGCUCUGGCUGGAACGAGCGACCCAACUUUGCUCUCGUGAAUCGGUCCAGGGCCAUCAGCGUGGAGUUCUUGCGCCCUGGCAAUGGGGAGUACACCUUCAACUGGAUGGAGCUGGUGCCAAGGCCCACUCUAAGCAUGGCGGAGGACUGCCAGUUCAAGUGCCCGGAACUAGGGGCCUGCGUGAAUGCCAGCGUCUGGUGCGACGGCGUCAUCCACUGUCCCUCGGGCGACGAUGAGGCCUUCCUGCAGUGCUCGGCACUGAUGAAGCUUCCAGUUGAAAUUCUGGCCACGCUCUGUCUGAUCUUUGUGCUCUCGUGUUGUGCAUUUGCUGCUUUUGCCUACAAGAAAAUCAAACGCAAAUUCCGCGGCUCAUCGGUGCUACAGACGCGCCUCAAGUCGCUCAGCUCCAUGGACACGGCCGUGCUGGAUGAAAAGGAGAAAAAGGCCGUCGUUGAGACCAAGAUCUAAGGCUUGGGGAUCAAGGGAGAGAGCAAGGCAAAGCCAUAUGCCCGGCCGGGCGAAAGGAGGGAGCAGGGAUCAGGGACUCCAAAGAGGCAACACAGAGAAUGAAAUCAAUCUCUGCAGUUGAAAAUGCAUUUUGUUGAAACUCUUUCUUUCCUUUUAAGAACUGUAAAUAAAGUCGAAUAGAAGCUGUAUGAUAUUAACAAUUUUA
Drosophila persimilis is the source of this 4188-nucleotide messenger RNA. RefSeq lists its product as uncharacterized. The record is from RefSeq and is a predicted model, not a curated record. The transcript is spliced from 19 exons. NCBI's taxonomy places the organism in Eukaryota, Metazoa, Arthropoda, Insecta, Diptera, Drosophilidae. The coding region runs from base 15 to 3983 and encodes 1322 amino acids. Gene Ontology annotation, molecular function: protein binding. Gene Ontology annotation, cellular component: plasma membrane.